CCAAGCCAAGCAAGCUGUAAAGAUAAUAUAAAUGAGCGAAAUACGCGUUUGUGCGGGGAAAAUUAAACAUCAUGAUUACAUUGAAUUAGAAAACCAAGUAUAGAACCACUUGGAUCGUUUACACGCUCUAAAACAAAACAAUAAUAUAGCUAUACAACCGAAAAUGGAUUCCGAAAAUGCAAUUGAGCAAAUUGUGAAAAACGAUGAAGAAGAGAAAAUUGUCGGAGAAAACUACAUAGAAAUUGAAAUACCAUUUAAUUUAUAUCAAUAUCUUAGUUCAGACAAUUGUAAUAUACAGAAUAUGUGCCGAAUAUGUCUGAAUACAGAGAACGAGAUCCUAUAUCCUUUAGUUUCUACUGUAACUACCAAAGAAAACAAUUUACUAGCUCAUAUGUACACUACAUUUAGCGCGAUUCAGGUUUUUACCGGUGAUGGUCUACCUGCAAGUAUAUGUGAGCCAUGUCAAGCUUUAGUGGUACAAUGCUACGAGUUCAAGAUAAAGUGUGAAAAGUCAGACUGCAUGCUCAAGUCACUGCUGAAAGGAGAAUUUGUAACCAAAGAGGAUGUACCUAUUCAAGACAUGGAAAUAAAAGAAGAAAAUGUGGAAAAUAAUAAUAUGAAUAAUUUACAAAAUAAUAUUGAUGGCAGUGAAUAUUUUAAUAAUAACAUUGAUAUCAAGAAUGAAAAGGAACUUCUUGAAGAUGUGCAAUAUUUGGAAGAUCUCAGUGAUAAUGAUAACCUGUAUAUAGUACAAGAUAAAAAGAGAAGGAGAAGAAAAAAAGGAAUUUAUGAUAAUGAUGUUGAAUUUGAGAGUACUGCAACUAAAAAGCACAGAAAACGUGGAAACAAGGAAAAUACGUUUUCAUGUAAAAUGUGUUCUAAGGUGUUUAAAAAUGUAAAGACAUUCCAUGCUCACAUGAGGAUGAAGCACCCGACGACUCGUAGAGCGCACGCGUGCAACCAAUGUACCGAGUCAUUCGACUCCGAGCACGACCUCGCUGUACAUACUUCCCUACACAACAAGGGGGGCAACUGGAAGUGCAACAAGUGCCCUAAAGAAUUUAAGGCCCGAUCAGUAUUCAGACGUCACAUAUUACGGCAUAUGGAGUCGAAGCGCUACACGUGCCCCGUGUGUGACAAAGCAUUCAGCGAGCUCUAUGCACUGAAGCGACACGCGAGGGUCCACACUGGAGAACUCAUUGAGAAGAAACACGCCUGCACCAUGUGCGAUAAGAGGUACAGUGAGAGUGGCCUGCUGGCAGCGCACAUGUCCCGCCACAUCGGGCUCCGGCCCUGGGAGUGCGACGUGUGCGGGAAGACGUUCCCGUCCAACAGACUUCUCGCCUCGCACCGUCUCAUACACUCCGACCGCAAGCCGUACGCCUGCCAGUAUUGUGAUAAACGUUUCCGACACGAGUCGACCCGCAACACUCACCACCGCACCCACACGGGCGAGAAACCAUACGUGUGCUCGGUAUGCGGGAAGAGUUUCAUACAAAACUCUAACCUGACGCUGCAUAUGAGGACACAUACUGGCGAGCGGCCAUACUCGUGUUCGAUAUGUGAUCGCAAGUUCACAUCGGGCUCCUCACUUAAAAGCCAUGAACGGAUACAUACUGGGGAGAAACCAUACAGCUGUAAUGUUUGUGGCAAACGGUUCACGCGUAAGAACCUGAGCGCGCACAUGAGGAAACACACGGGCGAGCGACCGCACCAGUGCAGCUUCUGUUCCAAGAAGUUUAUCAACUCGGCCCGGCUCAGGGACCAUCACCGUGUUCACACUGGAGAAAAACCGUUCGACUGUUCCAUGUGUUCACUAAAAUUCGCAACGAAAUCUCAACAAAUGAAACACUUUAAAACCCACCAAACGAAAAAGAAGAGAGGAGAAAAUCGUGGACUUGUUAUUUUACAAAACAUUCAGCCCGUUACUGUUACUGACGAUGGAGUAUUCAACAAGAACAAUACUAAACUGGCAACAGUUAAUGAAAAUAUUGAGUCCGAUAAAUCACAAGGUGAUUUGGACGGAUUGACUGUCAAUAUCAUACAGAAAGUACCGCUGGAAUUGACUGAAGAGUUGGUGCUGGAAGAUAACAGCGGAAUGAAAGGCGACCUUCUAGUCAUUGAUAAUUCUCAAAACAAUACGAAAUAUGAAACUGAAAAUGUGUGCCUCAACACUAGCAACAUUAAUAUCAUCGAUGAUAGACCUUACACCUCUGAUAUGGAUUUAGUGACGGUAAACGAAGGCGGAAUGAGUAUUUCUACCACCAGCCUAGAGGGAGCCACUGUGAAAUUAUACCAAUUAGACCAAAGAUUAAUGCAAAUACAUAGCGCCGGCGCACAAAUCACUAUUAGUAAAAUAACUAGUAAAAUGACAACUAACUUAUUGUAAAGCAUUUUUCUAUGUUUUUUUGUGCAAUUUUUAAUUUAUUUCAUUCAGACUAUAUUUUUUUAUGUGGUAGACAGAAUUUACUAAGUGCUCUAUGAUACGAUAUAUAUUUUUUCAAGGAACGCAUUUGGAAUGCAUUUAUCUAAUCUACUUUCGUACUUCUAUUGCAAGAACCAUCAUUCCGUUCCACACUUAAUUUCAUCUGUAUCAAUAUUAAUAUCUUUGAACAUACUUUUCUGUGUACCCCUUGGAACACCGUUGUCAUUUUGCUGUUAAAUAGAUAGAAGAUU
Molecule: messenger RNA, 2676 nt
Organism: Spodoptera litura
Lineage: Eukaryota; Metazoa; Arthropoda; Insecta; Lepidoptera; Noctuidae
Biological process (GO): regulation of transcription by RNA polymerase II
Cellular component (GO): nucleus
Molecular function (GO): DNA-binding transcription factor activity, RNA polymerase II-specific; RNA polymerase II transcription regulatory region sequence-specific DNA binding; zinc ion binding
Source: RefSeq, a predicted model, not a curated record